CCGGGCAGAGAUCGCCGAGCUGCCGUAGGGGACUGCAGAAGCGAGCAGCUGAAGGGAGCCAGCCCAGCAUGGACGACCCCGCGGCGCCCGGGCCCGCCGGCUCGCCCGCUAAUGACAACGGCAACGGCAACGGCGGUAAAGGGAAGCCGGGUGCGCCCAAGGGCCGGGAAGCAUUCCGCGGCCAGCGGCGGGAGUCGGAGGGCUCUGUGGACUGCCCUACUCUGGAAUUUGAAUAUGGAGAUGCAGAUGGGCACGCAGCAGAGUUGUCAGAAUUGUAUAGCUACACAGAGAACCUGGAAUUUACCACUAACAGGCGGUGCUUUGAAGAAGAUUUCAAGAUGCAAGUGCAAGACACCAAGGAAUGGCUGGAGUUGGAAGAAGAUGCCCAAAAGACUUAUGUGAUGGGACUUCUGGACCGACUGGAGGUGGUCAGUAGGGAGCAACGGCUUAAGGUGGCCCGGGCUGUUCUCUAUCUAGCCCAAGGCACAUUUGGGGAAUGUGAUUCAGAGGUGGAUGUGCUGCACUGGUCCAGAUACAACUGCUUCCUGCUCUACCAGAUGGGGACCUUCUCCGCCUUCCUGGAGCUACUCCACAUGGAAAUCGACAACAGCCAAGCCUCUAGUAGUGCCCUUAGGAAGCCAGCCGUCUCCAUUGCUGACAGCACUGAGCUCCGGGUGCUGCUGAGUGUCAUGUAUCUAAUGGUGGAAAAUAUCCGCCUGGAGCGAGAAAUAGACCCCUAUGGGUGGAGGACAGCCCGAGAGACCUUCCGGACUGAGCUAAGCUUUUCCACGCAUAAUGAAGAGCCUUUUGCCCUCCUGCUCUUUUCCAUGGUUACCAAAUUCUGCAGUGGUCUGGCCCCUCACUUUCCAAUAAAGAAGGUUCUGCUUCUGCUCUGGAAGGUGGUUAUGUUUACCCUUGGUGGAUUUGAGCAUCUGCAGGCUCUCAAAAUACAGAAGCGUGCAGAGCUGGGCCUGCCUCCUCUAGCUGAGGACAGUAUCCAGGUCGUGAAGAGUAUGCGCGCUGCAUCCCCACCUUCUUGCACCCUUGAUCUGGGGGAGUCUCAGCUGGCCCCUCCACCCUCCAAGCUGCGGGGCCGCCGUGGUUCUCGAAGGCAACUCCUCACCAAGCAAGACAGCCUGGACAUCUACAAUGAAAGGGAUCUCUUCAAGACUGAGGAACCAGCCACAGAGGAAGAAGAAGAGUCUGCAGCUGAUGGAGAACGAGCCUUGGAUGGAGAGUUAGACCUACUAGAACAGGAUCCUCUGGUGCCACCUCCACCCUCACAGACACCUCUCUCUACUGACCGGGUAGCCUUUCCCAAGGGCCUUCCCUGGGCCCCAAAAGUCAGACAGAAGGACAUUGAACACUUCUUGGAGAUGAGCAGAAAUAAGUUCAUUGGAUUCACCCUGGGGCAGGACACAGAUACCUUGGUUGGAUUACCUCGACCCAUCCAUGAGAGUGUGAAGACGCUAAAGCAGCACAAGUAUAUCUCCAUUGCAGAUAUACAGAUCAAGAAUGAAGAGGAGCUGGAGAAAUGCCCCAUGUCUUUGGGAGAAGAGGUGGUACCAGAAACACCAUGUGAAAUCCUCUACCAGGGCAUGCUGUACAGCCUUCCACAGUACAUGAUUGCUCUGCUUAAGAUUCUACUGGCUGCAGCCCCCACCUCCAAGGCUAAGACAGAUUCUAUCAAUAUUCUAGCAGACGUCCUGCCUGAAGAAAUGCCUGUAACUGUUCUCCAGAGCAUGAAGCUAGGCAUUGACGUGAACAGACACAAAGAGAUCAUCGUAAAAAGUAUCUCUGCCCUGCUCCUUCUACUUCUCAAACACUUCAAACUCAACCAUAUCUACCAGUUUGAAUAUGUGUCACAACAUUUAGUAUUUGCCAACUGUAUCCCCUUGAUCCUGAAGUUCUUCAAUCAAAAUAUCCUGUCCUAUAUUACUGCCAAAAACAGCAUUUCAGUGCUGGACUACCCAUGCUGUACCAUCCAGGAUUUGCCAGAGCUUACUACCGAGAGUCUGGAAGCUGGAGACAAUAGCCAGUUCUGCUGGAGGAACCUCUUUUCCUGCAUCAACCUCCUGAGGCUCCUCAAUAAACUGACCAAAUGGAAGCACUCCAGGACCAUGAUGCUGGUGGUGUUUAAAUCAGCUCCAAUCUUAAAGCGAGCCCUCAAAGUCAAACAGGCCAUGCUACAACUUUAUGUCUUGAAGCUCCUAAAGUUACAGACCAAGUACCUUGGGCGCCAGUGGAGGAAAAGCAAUAUGAAGACUAUGUCAGCCAUUUACCAGAAAGUGCGCCACCGCAUGAAUGAUGACUGGGCUUACGGAAAUGACAUCGAUGCCAGGCCAUGGGACUUCCAAGCUGAAGAGUGUACCCUGAGGGCUAACACUGAGGCUUUUAACAGCCGCAGGUAUGGUGAACCACAGGACUCAGAGUUUUCACCUGUGGAUAACUGCUUGCAGAGCGUGCUGGGGCAGGGGCUGGAUCUGCCUGAAGAUUUCCAUUACUCCUAUGAGCUCUGGCUGGAGAGAGAGGUGUUUUCACAGCCCAUCUGUUGGGAGGAGCUGCUCCAGAAUCACUAAGCUCUUGUCACAAAGCAUCUGAUGGAUGGAGGUUGGCUCCAAAAAAUGUGCUUUGCCUAUCCUGCCUCUUCAGCAGAGUGUGUGUCCGCAGAAAUUCCAACCCAGCAUCCAGCAGAGACAUCUGGCAUAGUUCAAGGCUAUUCUGAAUGCCAUUAUACCUGAAGGUGGUGCAAAACUAGGAUCCUGAGUCAAAGCUCAUGGACAGCUUGCUCUAGGCUCAGCUAGGUACCUAGUUGGCCUUGAAAUCUCUUGAUGAUCAGUCCUGGAUAGGCUCUUUGAUGGAACCUGGUUUAAUCUUGCCCGAGAACCAGGCUAUCCUUUGUUACUGCAAUAGUGAAAGGAAAUUUGUUAUGGCAUUUGACCCAUGACAUUCAUCUCAAGCAAUGAGAUAGGCACAGGACAUAAAAUGAGGAAAAUUUCUUCUUGCUCACUCUAAAUGCCUGAGACCUAAUUUUUAGCCUGUAUUUCACAUUUAAGGUUUUGACACUUACCUCUUUAUAAAGUAACCAUUCACUCUAUGAUCUGAAAGCACUGCCCCUUUAUAACAGAUAAUUGUUUCCAAACAUUGCAUGUCAUAGAAAAAUAUAUAAAUCCUUAAGAGAUCUGUGUUCAGUGUAAAAGUAUUUCCUGUGUAUUCGGUAUAGUGCUUUGAAUGAUUUGCCAUUUGGGAAGAACCACCUCUACUGUGAAAUAAUGUGACCUUCUCUAAAAAUAGCUUACAUUUUUCAUAAGUUACUUGUUUUAAAAUGGCUGAGUACACUGCAGAAAAUUACUAAUAGAACCCCGAAUCUUAAUUUGAGUAAGGACAGUAGUGUUGCUUGUGACAGGAUCUGGCUAUGUGGCCCUGACUGGGCUGGAACUUCAUAUGUAGACAGGCGGCCCUGAACUUGUAAUGAUCCUCCUGCCUCCACCUCCUGAAGACUGGGAUUAUAGACAUGAGCCACCACCUCUAGUCAAUUCACUUUUAAAUGACAAGUUGAUUAUAGGAGGUUUUAUUUACUGAUAUGUGUCCAUUUAUGCUGAUGUUUUUAAAUUAAAAGCAACAGCAUCACGGUUUAUAUUUUUUCUUCCAUGUUCAUUAUUUUUACUUUUUUUUCUGCUUGAAGUUUCAAUAUGGUUUGUACUGAAAGUGACUCGCAUCUCAUGGAAGAUGUCUCUACUCCUCCUUUACAGCAAAAUCACUUACUUCCAAAACGAAGGGUUUGUUUAAUCUUUGCACUUUUUCAUUUUAAAGUUCUCCCCAUUGCCCAGACACUACUGAGUCUUUCAACGAUGGCACAAGGACACUUUAUUCCUAGAGAGUUGAUCCAAACUGGUUCAUUUACUCUACCCCUGUCAAUCAUAGUCUCACUUAUAGGCCAUGACAGAGGCCCAGCAUAUCCAAAGGAACAAUCAGUACCUCUGCUUUCCUUACUUUGGAAAAGUGACAAAAAAAAAUUUGUAAGAAUGUAAUAGAUGAAAUGUCUUCAAGUAAUUUGCAAAGUUUAUCAAACCAUGACAGAAAUCCUCAUUCCAAGCAGUUUAGUGAGCAUAGAGCAUCAGGCAAUUUUAUUAAUCUAGAGUCAGGCUAUUAUGUUUUAAUGAUAUUUGAGUAAAAAGAUAAUUCUCCAGGAAAAAGAAUAAUCAAUCUAUUUUUAAGUUGUAUCAUAUUCAGUUGUGUAAGGAAAAAAUAAGUUGCCUUUUAAAAACAUACAAAUGCUUUCAGAGGCACAGACAUAUGAUAAGCUUUAAUAUAUCACUUUUUAUUAUUUAUAACUCUUGAGAAGAUUAAUUCUCAAUGCAGAUGGAGAAACUACUCUACCUUGCAAGGAUGAAUAAUUAGUUUCAAAUCACAUCAUUUUCCCCCUGCAUCUUGCUGUGGCUAGCUUUCUGCUAUCGACAGGUAGCUCCUUGUGCUAAGAUAACUGGGGUGGAGCUCCCAAUUUGAGAGCUCAUGUACGUGGCUAGAAAUAGCUUUAGAUUAACCAGAUUUAAUGAUGAUUACAAUUUCUACAUAGAAGCAUGCUGUUUGGGUGAUUUAUAAAAUAGGGACUUUAUUUGUAAACAUUUCAGUGAAGUUUGUGUUAAUAAUAUUGUUAUCUCACCAAACACUUUAAUAAAAAGAAAACAUGAAGUUAGGAA
Messenger RNA from Mesocricetus auratus (golden hamster), 4700 nucleotides. It is a transcript of the gene Strip2, whose product is annotated as striatin interacting protein 2. Gene Ontology annotation, cellular component: cytosol. Bases 69 to 2579 code for a protein of 836 amino acids. Lineage: Eukaryota; Metazoa; Chordata; Mammalia; Rodentia; Cricetidae. The record is from RefSeq and is a predicted model, not a curated record. Gene Ontology annotation, biological process: cytoskeleton organization. The transcript is spliced from 21 exons.